Messenger RNA from Eruca vesicaria subsp. sativa (arugula), 406 nucleotides. Lineage: Eukaryota; Viridiplantae; Streptophyta; Magnoliopsida; Brassicales; Brassicaceae. The record is from the annotation of a GenBank genome assembly.
GCAUCAAACCCUAGCUCCAGAAACCAGUCAUGUCGUCCAAGCAAGGAGGAAAGGCGAAACCUUUGAAGCAGCCCAAAGCUGAUAAGAAGGAAUACGACGAGCACGAUAUGGCUAACCUUCAGAAGAAGAAGGACGAGGAAAAGGCACUUAAAGAACUAAGAGCCAAGGCAUCACAGAAGGGAUCUUUUGGAGGCUCUGGACUUAAGAAGAGCGGCAAGAAAUGAUUUGUUUCCGUUCUAUCCAUAAGCCUGUCUUUGACAGUGCAAAUUUAUCAACUUCAAAAAAAUAACAAAGAUAAUCGUGUGUUGUGUAACUUCUAUCAUGUCCGUAGGAGAGUGACUUUACUUCUCCCAUACAUAUGUUUACUUUCACCACUUAUUUCAUGAAAUGGAAAAAUGGUUUUUAU